Messenger RNA from Prosopis cineraria, 7658 nucleotides. RefSeq names its product acetyl-CoA carboxylase 1-like. The coding region runs from base 556 to 7338 and encodes 2260 amino acids. NCBI's taxonomy places the organism in Eukaryota, Viridiplantae, Streptophyta, Magnoliopsida, Fabales, Fabaceae. The transcript has 32 exons. Gene Ontology annotation, biological process: fatty acid biosynthetic process. Gene Ontology annotation, molecular function: metal ion binding; acetyl-CoA carboxylase activity; ATP binding. The record is from RefSeq and is a predicted model, not a curated record.
CUAUCGGAAGUGUUUUGGGGAGAGAGAGCGAGAAGGGCAGAGAAUUUAAGUCUGGUUUGCGUUGAAAGAUAAGAGUCAGAGAGGCGGGGUAGCUGAGAAACUACUUCUUCUUCUUGUUCUUGAGGGGCAUUGCGAGGGAAAUACGGUGUGGCAGAGGCAGAUACCACGUGCACCUUUCACAAAAGCCGUUAUAACUUAAGCGACCCACCCAUCCCCAACCUAAACCUGACCUACCUCUCUGCAACCUCUUUAACUAUUCUUCCCACUCUCUGUGCUGUGCAUGAUCACCAUACAUGCACUAGCCCAAUCCCAUAACAUUCUACGGUGCUAAUUUAAUUUAUUUAUUUUUCCUUUCUGAGCUCCACAUAUUUUACACAAAUAUCAACCCAAUUGAUUGAUUUCAUCUCCAGAGUUUCCAGCUUCUGUUGCCUCUACCCCAAGGACUCUGUUAGUCGACAAAUGAUAUAACUGCAGGAUAAAAAAUCCCAAAUUCUGAUUGAAUUUUGACGUGCCAAGCUGCUUGUAAUCUGUUUUAAGCUGUGCAGAAGAAGAAAAAUGGCUGACACCGGGCCCGGGAAUGGAUUCAUAAAUGGUAUAGUACCAAAUAGGCAUUCUGCUACAAUCUCUGUAGUAGACGAGUUCUGCCACGCUCUUGGGGGAAAGAGGCCAAUUCAUAGCAUACUAAUUGCAAACAAUGGAAUGGCAGCAGUCAAGUUUAUACGUAGUGUUAGGACGUGGGCCUAUGAGACAUUUGGCACAGAAAAGGCUAUCUUGUUGGUUGCCAUGGCUACUCCAGAGGACAUGCGAAUCAAUGCUGAACACAUCAGAAUGGCCGAUCAAUUUGUUGAAGUUCCUGGUGGGACCAAUAACAAUAACUAUGCCAAUGUGCAACUUAUUGUCGAGGUGGCUGAGAUAACUCAUGUCGAUGCAGUGUGGCCUGGUUGGGGUCAUGCAUCAGAGAAUCCUGAACUGCCAGAUGCAUUAAAUGCAAAAGGAAUUGUCUUUCUUGGACCCCCUUCUGUAUCUAUGGCAGCAUUAGGAGAUAAAAUUGGUUCGUCAUUGAUUGCUCAAGCAGCAGACGUGCCUACCCUUCCGUGGAGUGGUUCUCAUGUGAAAAUUCCUGCUGAGGAUUGCUUAAUUACUAUUCCUGAUGAUAUUUACCGACAAGCAUGUGUCUAUACAACAGAGGAAGCGAUUGCAAGUUGUCAAGUUGUGGGUUACCCUGCAAUGAUUAAGGCCUCUUGGGGCGGCGGUGGUAAAGGCAUAAGAAAGGUUCAUAAUGAUGAUGAGGUCAAGGCAUUGUUCAAGCAAGUUCAAGGGGAGGUUCCAGGCUCUCCUAUAUUCAUAAUGAAGGUAGCAUCCCAGAGCCGACAUUUAGAAGUCCAGUUACUUUGUGAUCAGUAUGGAAAUGUUGCUGCUUUGCAUAGUCGUGACUGCAGUGUUCAAAGGAGGCACCAAAAAAUUAUUGAAGAGGGACCAAUUACUGUAGCUCCUCUGGAUACAGUGAAAAAACUGGAACAGGCAGCUAGAAGAUUGGCUAAAAGUGUAAAUUACGUUGGUGCAGCUACAGUUGAGUAUCUAUUCAGCAUGGAGACAGGCGAGUACUACUUUUUGGAGCUGAACCCCCGGUUACAGGUUGAACAUCCUGUUACUGAGUGGAUAGCAGAGAUAAAUCUGCCAGCAGCGCAAGUUGCUGUUGGGAUGGGUGUCCCUCUCUGGCAAAUUCCUGAGAUAAGGCGUUUCUAUGGGGUGGAACAUGGUGGGGGUUAUGAUGCUUGGACGAAAACAUCAGCUUUAGCCACUCCUUUUGAUUUCGACAAAGCUGAAUCUACAAGGCCAAAAGGUCAUUGUGUGGCUGUCCGGGUGACAAGUGAGGACCCUGAUGAUGGUUUUAAGCCUACAAGUGGGAAAGUGCUGGAGCUGAGCUUUAAAAGCAAGCCAAACGUGUGGGCAUACUUCUCUGUUAAGUCUGGAGGAGGAAUUCAUGAAUUCUCAGAUUCUCAGUUUGGGCAUGUUUUUGCAUUUGGAGAAUCUAGGGCCUUGGCGAUUGCAAAUAUGGUUCUUGGGCUGAAGGAGGUUCAAAUUCGAGGAGAAAUUCGUACCAAUGUUGAUUAUACUAUAGAUCUCUUAAAUGCUUCAGACUACAGAGAAAACAAAAUCCACACAGGAUGGUUGGACAGUAGAAUUGCGAUGAGGGUUAGAGCAGAAAGGCCACCUUGGUAUCUUUCUGUUGUUGGAGGGGCACUCUAUAAAGCUUCUGCUAGCAGUGCAGCUUUGGUUUCAGACUACGUUGGUUAUCUUGAAAAGGGACAAAUCCCUCCAAAGCACAUAUCUCUUGUCCACUCUCAAGUGUCCUUGAACAUUGAAGGAAGCAAAUAUACCGUAGACAUGGUAAGAGGAGGACCAGGAAGUUAUAAAUUGAGAAUGAAUGAAUCAGAAAUAGAAGCAGAGAUACAUACCUUACGGGAUGGAGGUUUGUUAUUGCAGUUGGAUGGAAAUAGUCAUGUGAUAUAUGCAGAGGAAGAAGCAGCUGGAACUCGUCUUCUAAUAGAUGGAAGAACUUGCUUGCUUCAGAAUGACCAUGAUCCAUCAAAAUUAGUUGCAGAGACACCUUGCAAGCUUCUGAGAUAUUUGGUUACAGAUGACAGUCAUAUUGAUGCAGACACACCAUACGCAGAGGUUGAGGUCAUGAAGAUGUGUAUGCCUCUUCUCUCACCUGCUUCUGGGUUUAUUCAUUUUAAAAUGACUGAAGGUCAAGCAAUGCAGGCUGGUGAACUUAUAGCAAGGCUUGAUUUAGAUGAUCCUUCAGCUGUAAGAAAAGCAGAACCUUUUCAUGGGAGCUUCCCAGUAUUGGGUCCUCCUACUGCAAUUUCUGGUAAAGUUCAUCAGAAAUGUGCUGCAAGUUUAAAUACAGCACGCAUGAUACUGGCUGGCUAUGAGCAUAAUAUUGAGGAAGUUAUGCAAAGUUUACUCUAUUGUCUCGAUAGUCCUGAAUUGCCUUUCCUUCAAUGGCAAGAGUGCUUGGCUGUUUUGGCAACUCGUCUCCCCAAAGAUCUCAAAAAUGAGUUCGAAUCAAAAUACAAAGAAUUUGAGAGGAUUUCAAACUCCCAAAAUGUUGACUUCCCCGCCAAAUUGUUGAAGGGAAUCCUUGAUGCUCAUCUUUCCUCCUGUCCUGACAAAGAAAAAGGAGCCCAAGAAAGGCUUGUUGAACCUCUGAUGAGUCUGGUGAAGUCUUAUGAAGGGGGACGAGAGAGCCAUGCCCGGUUUAUUGUUCAAUCCCUUUUUGAUGAGUAUCUUUUUGUUGAAGAACUAUUUAGUGAUAACAUACAGGCUGAUGUAAUUGAACGCCUCCGUCUUCAAUACAAGAAAGAUCUACUUAAAAUUGUGGAUAUAGUGCUCUCUCACCAGGGUGUCAAAAGUAAAAAUAAGCUUAUACUACGAUUAAUGGAACAACUGGUUUACCCUAACCCUGCUGCCUACAGGGAUCAAUUGAUCCGUUUCUCUGCUCUCAACCAUACAAAUUAUUCCGAGUUGGCUCUUAAGGCAAGUCAAUUGCUAGAGCAAACUAAAUUGAGCGAACUUCGUUCUAGCAUUGCUAGAAGUCUUUCUGAACUAGAAAUGUUCACCGAGGAUGGUGAAAAUAUUGAUACUCCUAGGAGGAAGAGUGCCAUUAAUGAUCGAAUGGAGGACCUUGUGAGUGCCCCUUUGGCGGUUGAAGAUGCCCUUGUAGGUUUGUUUGAUCACAGUGAUCAUACUCUUCAAAGGCGGGUUGUGGAAACUUAUAUUCGUAGGCUGUACCAGCCGUAUCUUGUCAAAGGGAGUGUUAGGAUGCAGUGGCACAGAUCUGGUCUUAUUGCUUCAUGGGAGUUCCUGGAAGAGUAUGUCGAAACGAAGAGCGGAACUGAAGACCAAAUGUCUGAUAAAGCAUCGUUGGAGAAACAUAGUAAGAGAAAAUGGGGAGUGAUGGCUAUAAUUAAAUCUCUUCAAUUUUUGCCUGCAAUAAUCAGUGCUGCAUUAAGGGAAGCAACUCAUAACUUUCAUGGAGCACUUCCAACUAGUUCUGCUGAACUGGUUCACUAUGGUAAUAUGAUGCAUAUUGCAUUGGCAGGCAUCAACAAUCAGAUGAGUUUACUACAAGACAGUGGUGAUGAGGAUCAGGCCCAAGAAAGGAUCAAUAAGUUAGCCAAAAUACUUAAGGAAAAAGACAUAGGCUCCUCUAUACAUGCUGCAGGAGUAGGAGUAAUUAAUUGUAUCAUACAGAGGGAUGAAGGGCGAGCCCCUAUGAGGCACUCCUUUUACUGGUCAGCAGAAAAGCUCUGUUAUGAAGAGGAGCCCUUGUUGCGUCAUCUAGAACCUCCCCUAUCCAUUUAUCUUGAAUUGGGAAAACUUAAAGGCUAUGAUAAUAUACGGUAUACUCCAUCCCGAGAUCGUCAAUGGCACUUGUACACAGUUCUAGAUCAUAAGCCUCAAUCGAUUCAAAGAAUGUUUCUCCGAACACUUGUAAGGCAACCAGUGACAAGUGAUGGAUUCUCUUCAUAUCAAGGGCUAGAUGCGGAAACAUCUAGUGCCCAAUUGACUAUGCCUUCUACUUCAAGGAGCAUUUUGAGGUCCUUGAUGGCUGCCAUGGAGGAGUUGGAACUUAAUGCACACAAUGCCACUAUCAGACCUGAACAUGCUCAUAUGUACCUCUAUAUCAUACGCGAGCAACAAAUUAGUGAUCUUUUGCCUUAUACAAGGAGAGUUGACAUAAAUGCCGACCAAGAAGAAACAACAGUUGAGGUGAUCUUGGAAGAACUGUCACAUGAAAUCCAUUCUUUUGUUGGUGUAAGAAUGCAUAGAUUAGGUGUUGCUGAGUGGGAAGUCAAACUCUGGAUGACAUCUUCUGGACCAGCAAAUGGUGCCUGGAGGAUUAUUGUAACUAAUGUGACUGGCCAUACAUGCACUGUACAUAUAUACCGAGAACUGGAGGAUACCAGCACACAUAAAGUGAUAUACAGUUCAGUUACUGUAAAGGGUCCUUUGCAUGGUGUACCAGUGAAUGAAAACUAUCGACCUUUAGGAGCUAUUGACCGAAAACGUCUUGUAGCAAGGAAGAACAACACCACAUACUGCUAUGAUUUUCCACUGGCAUUUGAGACAGCUUUGGAGCAAUCAUGGACCAUGCAGCACCCAGGAUUUCAAAAGGCUAAAGACAAAGUUCUUCUAAAAGUAACAGAGCUAAAGUUUGCUGACAAGGAGGGCAAUUGGGGUACUCCUCUUGUUCCUGUGGAGCGUCCCUCUGGACUCAAUGAUGUAGGCAUGGUAGCCUGGAUAAUGGAAAUGUGUACUCCUGAGUUCCCUAAUGGAAGGACAAUCUUAGUUGUAGCUAAUGACGUGACCUUUAAGGCCGGUUCUUUUGGCCCAAGAGAGGAUGCGUUCUUUCAUGCCGUAACUGAUCUUGCGUGUAAGAGAAGAUUGCCAUUGAUUUACCUGGCGGCAAAUUCUGGUGCCCGUUUAGGUGUAGCUGAGGAACUCAAAUCUUGUUUCAGAGUUGGUUGGUCUGACGAAUCUAACCCUGAGUAUGGUUUGCAGUAUGUAUAUUUAACACCUGAGGAUUAUGCUAGGAUUGGAUCAUCAGUGAUGGCACACGAGUUAAAGCUGGAAAGUGGAGAAACCAGAUGGAUAAUUGAUACCAUUGUUGGGAAAGAAGAUGGUCUAGGGGUUGAAAAUUUAAGUGGCAGUGGAGCCAUUGCCAGUGCCUAUUCAAGGGCAUAUAAGGAAACUUUCACCUUGACAUACGUGACUGGAAGAACAGUGGGAAUAGGGGCUUAUCUUGCUAGGCUGGGAAUGAGGUGCAUACAGAGGCUUGAUCAGCCCAUUAUUCUUACUGGUUUUUCUGCAUUGAACAAACUCCUUGGUCGGGAGGUAUACAGUUCUCACAUGCAACUUGGUGGGCCUAAGAUCAUGGCAACAAAUGGAGUUGUUCAUCUUACUGUUUCAGAUGAUCUUGAAGGUGUUUCUGCUAUUUUGAGAUGGCUCAGCUACAUUCCUUCUCAUGUAGGUGGUACACUUCCGAUUGUACAACCCCGUGAUCCUCCAGAAAGACUGGUGGAAUAUUUCCCAGAGAACUCAUGUGAUCCUCGUGCUGCCAUCUGUGGUUCUGUGGAUAGUAAUGGAAAAUGGCUGGGUGGGAUUUUUGACAAGGAAAGCUUUGUGGAGACACUUGAUGGAUGGGCCAGGACAGUUGUUACAGGAAGGGCAAAGCUCGGAGGAAUCCCUGUGGGGAUUGUUGCUGUUGAGACGCAGACAGUGAUGCAAGUUAUACCAGCUGAUCCAGGCCAGCUUGAUUCUCAUGAAAGGGUGGUUCCUCAGGCCGGGCAGGUCUGGUUUCCUGAUUCUGCAACUAAGACGGCCCAAUCAAUACUAGAUUUCAACAGAGAAGAGCUCCCACUUUUCAUUCUUGCAAAUUGGAGAGGUUUUUCAGGUGGGCAGAGGGACCUUUUUGAAGGAAUUCUUCAAGCUGGAUCAACCAUUGUGGAGAACCUUCGAACAUACAAGCAGCCUGUAUUUGUAUAUAUCCCAAUGAUGGGUGAACUCCGUGGUGGGGCAUGGGUGGUUGUAGACAGCAGAAUCAAUUCAGACCACAUUGAAAUGUAUGCCGAUCGCACAGCUAAAGGGAAUGUCCUUGAGCCGGAAGGGAUGAUAGAAAUCAAAUUUAGGACAAAGGAAUUAUUGGAGUGCAUGGGUAGACUUGACCAGCAGCUAAUAAACCUGAAAGCAAAAUUACAGGAAGCCAUGAGUAAUAGGGCUAUUGGGACCGUUGAUUCCCUCCAGCAGCAGAUUAAAUCCCGGGAGAAACAGCUUUUGCCUCUAUAUACGCAGAUAGCUACCAAAUUUGCUGAAUUACAUGAUACCUCCUUAAGAAUGGCUGCAAAGGGUGUAAUAAGAGAAGUUCUGGACUGGCGUAACUCCCGCUACUUCCUGUACCGGAGGCUGCACAGGAGAAUUGGUGAGCAUUCGCUGAUAAACAAUGUCAGAGACGCUGCUGGUGGCCAUAUGUCUAACAUAUCUGCAAUGGAGUUGAUCAAAAAUUGGUAUUUGAAUUCUGAUAUUGCCAAAGGGAGAGAUGAUGCUUGGUUGGAUGAUGAGGCUUUCUUCACAUGGAAGAAUGAACAGCAGAAUUACGAGGAUAAAUUGAAGGAAUUGCGUGCCCAAAAGGUGCUGCUUCAACUGACAAAUAUUGGCGAUUCAGUUUUGGAUUUGGAAGCUUUACCUCAAGGUCUUGCUGCUCUUUUAAGCAAGUUGGAACCAUCAAACCGUGCGAAAUUGAUUGAUGGGCUCCGGAAGGUACUUGGUUAGUUAGAAGGCUGGUGCUUCACUAGUGUACAAUACAAUAAAUACUCUCGUUCUUUGCUCAUUAGUUUUUCUGCUUCUGUAAUGGUUAAAUUAAGUGGUAAAUCUCACCUUUAUUGGGCCAAAGUGAUCUUCAUGGAACCAUGCCUUGAGUGUAAAUCAUGUUAAUGGUUGAUGGAUGUAUAAUUUCUGCAAUUGACAGGAUCACAGCCAGCGUCGGCAAGUUUGUUUCUUUAUAUGCUGACUGUAUGAUUCUUUUUCUGUAUCAGAAUAAAUGUUAUAAUUUGUAACAUACGUGAUUAUUUAUGCAUCCAAAAUUUUGGGCA